Molecule: messenger RNA, 2490 nt
Organism: Prorocentrum cordatum
Lineage: Eukaryota; Dinophyceae; Prorocentrales; Prorocentraceae
Source: the annotation of a GenBank genome assembly
AUGGGGCGCGCCGAGGCCUGCGAGCCGCGGGCGGUGGCCCCCCUGGGCACCGCGAGAGGCGCGGGCUCCGCCGAGCCGGCGGGGCAGCGGCCGCCGCCCGCGUGCGCGCGGUCCGGAGGGCGGGGGCGCGGGGCGGGGUCUGGAGGACGCGGGCGCGGGCCCGGAGGGCGGGGACGCGGAGGAGCUGGAUCUGAGGUCGCCUAUGCCCCUUCUGAGGAGCUUGAUCCGGAGGACGGGGACGUGCGGGAGGUCCAGCUCUGGCGCGGGAUCACCGGGCAGAUCUUCACGACCAUCAGGUGCAAGCCGUCCACGACCGUCCUGCAGGCGAAGGAGGCCGUCGAGGCCCUGACGGGGGUUCCCCUCAAGCAGCAGAGGCUCCUGAGCUUCGGGAGCAGGGACGUCCUGACAGACGACGCGCUGGUGUGCACCGAGUGCAUCAGCUCCUGCGGGGGCCUGCAGAUUAUGAUCGACGACCCCCGCCCGAUCGCCUGGGAGGACUCCUCGUCCGAGGAGGACCCCCUGUCCUCGUCCGAGGAUCAGAAGUCGGACGCUGCGGCCGAGGACCGCCAGGGCUCCGGCGGCCCCUCCGCCCGCGAGGCGGAGGGCGGCCCGGAGGCGGGGGCCGGCGGGGCGGGAGCCGCGCGGGCGGCCAGAAGGGGCCCCGCGAAGCUGCAGCACCACCUGGUGCUCCCGCGCGAGCUGCAGAUGCCCGGCUUCGACGUGCUGCGGCGUGACACGGGCGUCUCCCUGCGGCUCCAUGGCCCCGGCAUCCGCGGCGCCGGGCGGCACGAGGAGGAGCCAGCGGCGCGGCGGAUCGAAGAGCAAGAGACGGAGCUCAUCCUCUCCCUGUCCUCCAAGGCCGUCGCGCGGGCCGAGGAGCUCGUCCGCGGCAGGGGCGGGCUCCUCGACCAGCUGCGCCGCUUCUGCGAGCAGCGGCGGCUGCCCGCCCCCGGCGACCUGGAGCUCUGGAGCCUGCCCGGCUACCGCCCGGGCGCAGCGGCCGAGAAGCCCAAGGAGCCCGCCACGUUCACGAUGGUGCAGCUCGAGACCGGGUUUGGCGACCUCCACGAGGGAAAGGAGGCCAAGAAGAAGGCCAAGCCGAAGGCCAAGCCGAAAGCCAAAGCGAAGGCCAAGACCGAGAAGGGCCCUAAGCCGGACGUGGAGUGGAACGAGGAGUUCUUGUUCACGGGCGUCACGAACCCGGGCCUGUGUACCCUCUCGGUGAACGUCCUGGACGCGGAGGGCGACCAGAGCAAGCGCCUCGGCGAGACCACCUUGCCCUUGGGGAUUCUCGGCGCCAGGGCCGGCAUGCAGGACUUCGAGGAGGAGAUCGCUGGCUUUUUCUACAAGACGAAGGUGAAGUUCCAGAUCGACAACUUCGGUUCGUGGGGCAACGGCAAGCCGGAGGAGAACAAACUGUACGUGAUGAUCAAGGGCGCAGUCGGCCUCCCGACCCACGUGGGCUCGUUCAUCAGGAGCAAGGAGACCGACCCCUACCUCCAGCUCGACCUGAAAGGCCCCGACGGGGACGUGCUGCAGUCGAAGAGCACGAAGGGCGACCCGAAGGGCUCCGACCCCCAGUGGGACGAGGAGCUCGUCUUCGAGAACAUCGCUAAUCCUGCGGCCUGCACUCUCGCGGUGGCGGACAUCGUGUGCUACGACUCCGCAUUUGGCGGAGACACGCAGCUGGGCCACACCGAGCUGCCGGUCGGCGGCCUGAGCUGCUCCUCGGAGUACACCGCCUUCGACGGCACGACGCUGGGCGGCACCUGCAAGCUGAACUUCUCCAUGCACACCGGCGGCACGUGGGGCAACAAGGAGCCAGGGCGAGAGCCCGAGGACGCGGCGGGCGGCGCGCCGGCGUGCUGCUCCGUGCAGUGAGAGGCGGCGCGCGCCCGCCUCUCGCGGAGAGGUCGCGCCGAAGGGCGCCGCGAGCCCUUUCGGCGGGCUGCUCGGCGCCCUUCGGCCGUGCGGCGCGGCAGCCCCCCCCCCCUCCGCAGGCCUCCGGCGUCCUGCGCGCUCCGCGGCGCGGGUGCCUCCAGAGCUCUCUCGGCGCCAUCCCCGGGGCCGCGGCCUCUCGUCGCGUUUCGUGGUGCUCCUCCUCCGCAGGCCUCUCUGGCGUCCAGGAGUUUCGGGUGGGCGUUGCACGCGCGGGGGGGGGGGGCGAAAGACAACAUGUCCGCGUCCGCAGCCUCGCGGGCCGGGCCCCCUGGCCGCGACCCCGCGGAUACGUGCGCUUUUUGUUCGCGGCUGCCCCGCGCGGAACGCGCCCGUGCGACCGCGCAUCCGCGGGGUCGCGCCCAUCGAAGCCCAGACCGCGAGGGCGUGGAUGUGGAUGCCCGGACCCCCGACCUCGUGAUUUCUUCACGACGUCGACCCCUAGAGGCCUGAAGCCUUUCCCCAGGACCAGUUUUUCAUCCAGAGUCGUCCGAUGACGGUCCCGAGGCCCCAGCAAGGGCCUCCAGGGGCCGAGCGUGGCGCAGAACCUCC